AUAGACAGUCCCUGAUAUUUCUGCGAUUUGGCAACAGUGGACAUGUGACAUGUUUUGACAUUUAGUAAAAUCAACAUUCAACCAUCGAAAAACACGUAGCGAAAAUACUAGAUGCCAACGUAUUCAUCGGAUAUUAAUUAAGUUAUAAAAAUAUAUCCUUAAAAUGAGGUCCCUUGGAAUAUCUAUGCUAAGUGUAACUUUAACUACUGUUGUAAUUGCUAAUGCAUAUUACCAGAAGAAACAGUUUUAUCCUUCAGUAGUAUAUAUAACAAAAUCCAACCCCAGUAUGGCUGUUAUUUACAUACAAGCUUUUAUAUGUGUCUGGAUAACAGGAAAAUUAAUGAGAAAAAUAUUUUUUGGACAGCUGCGAACAACAGAGUUUGAGCAUUUAAUGGAACGUUCAUGGUAUGCAAUAACGGAAACUUGUUUAGCUUUUACCGUUUUUAGAGAUGAUUUUAAUCCUAAAUUUGUAGCUCUAUUUACUUUGUUACUGUUUCUAAAAUCAUUUCACUGGUUAGCGGAGGACAGAGUGGACUAUAUGGAACGAAGCCCUGUUAUAAGUUGGCUUUUUCAUAUUAGAGUUUUAAGCCUGCUCCUAUUAUUGGGAUUUAUGGAUCUAUACUUCAUACAACAUGCAUAUCAAUCCACAAUUACUAAAGGUGCCUCUGUACAAUUAGUAUUUGGCUUUGAAUAUGCAAUUCUUAUAACUGUAGUAGCAAAUAUUGCCAUAAAAUACGGCUUACAUUCUGUUGAUUUAAAUAGCGAAACGCCUUGGGAUAAUAAGGCAGUGUUUUUGCUCUACACUGAAUUAGUUAUGGGCUUAAUAAAGGUGAUAUUGUAUAUUGCUUUUGUGGCGAUUAUGGUACGCAUAUACACUUUACCACUCUUUGCUUUCCGUCCAAUGUAUUACACGAUACGAAACUUUAAAAAAGCCUUUAGCGACGUUAUCUUAUCACGACGAGCUAUUCAUAAUAUGAAUACUCUUUACCCAGAUGCCACACCUGAUGAGCUAAGGGCAGCAGAUAAUGUAUGUAUUAUAUGCCGCGAAGAGAUGACUACUGCCUCUAAAAAAUUGCCAUGCAAUCAUAUAUUCCAUACCUCAUGUUUAAGAUCGUGGUUUCAAAGACAACAAACUUGCCCAACAUGUCGUCUAAAUAUUUUAAAUUCUUCAACUAACAAUAAUGAUCCAAGACAAGAUCAGAGACGCCGUGUAGUUCCUCCUCCUGGAGCGGCAGCGGCUGCAAAUCCCCCUAAUCCAUUUUACAAUCCAUAUCUUGCGGGUGCGAAUCCCUUUCAAAUCUUUAAUCAACCAAACGGGCCCCAGCCUCAACAUCCUGCGCCACAAGCAAACCAACAGCCUCCAGCUCAUCCAAAUCAUACUCCAAAUAUUAGUGAAAACGCAGCUCCCCCCCAAGCUCCCAAUCAAACAUUCCCGGCAUUUGCUUUCCCACCAUUCCCUUUUUUGCCUUUUAUGGCACCACCGCCAAUGCCACCUACAAAUUUAAGAAGUCUAAGUGCCGAAGAAUUGCGUCGCAUGGAAGGCAAUGAGAUGGAAAAUGUUGAAGCGAGAAUCCAAUGUCUAAGAAAUAUCCAGGUAAUGUUAGAUGCUGCCAUUGUAAUGAUGCAACAGUAUUCAGCAGCUGCUGCAAUUUCCUCGCAAAUACCAAUACGAAUUCCAUCAAAUACAGUGCAACCAAAUUCUUCUUUGCAUAAUGCUACCAGAGUUAAUCCUUCCAACGAAGCAAAUUCAAGUAGACAGAAUGGUGUUUUAACAAGUAAUACUCCUGAACCACUGACUAAUUCAGAUAAAGAGGCCUAUGUUUCAAACCUUAAUGGAGAAAGCAGUUUAUCCAGUACAAUGAAUAAUGAAAUUGGUACGGAGUCGGACCGAAGUUCACCGUCUCCGGAGGAAGAAGUAAGAAGAAGAAGACUGCAAAAGUUUUUGCAAAAUGAACAGAAUGAACAGCAGUAAAAGUGCGUGAAAGUUAUAUGAUUUUUUUUAUCUUGCAAUGAAGAUUGACUUUUAUAUAUGCGGGUUUAAUUCUUCUCGUACCAUUUAAAACAACUUGUGUCACUUUUAUAAUAUUUUAAUUGGAUUAGUAGAUAUACAUUGGAUAUACCUAAAUUAUUAACUUUAAGGGCCUUUUGCACUGACAAAUAUUUAAAUUAAGUAUUAUUUAAACUGAAAAUAUUUAACUUAAUGGUAUUUAUUUUAAAUUAUACUUAACGAUAAGUGGUGAUGCCUGUGCUAUUUAAAUGUGAGACCAGAUUCAACAUAUUUGUCUAUAUAAACGGUCCUAGUGGUACGAGUUUUUAAAGUCAAGAAAUAGUUUUUAAAUUGUGGCAUGAAUUCACUAAAAAAAUAUUAUAGAAAUGCCAAAGGUAUAUGUGCUUAAUUAAAAGGUUUGUAUGUAUAAAAAUACUUUUGACUUUAAGAGGUUAUAAUAAAUUGUAUACCUAAUUAGAAGAAUUAAUUUAUAUUAUUUAAAACCACUUUUAUUGAACCAAAUAAAAUGUCAUGUUUAAACUAGUA
This is a messenger RNA of Brassicogethes aeneus, 2533 nucleotides long. Lineage: Eukaryota; Metazoa; Arthropoda; Insecta; Coleoptera; Nitidulidae. The record is from the annotation of a GenBank genome assembly.